This is a messenger RNA of Trichoderma atroviride IMI 206040, 645 nucleotides long. The record is from RefSeq and is a predicted model, not a curated record. NCBI's taxonomy places the organism in Eukaryota, Fungi, Ascomycota, Sordariomycetes, Hypocreales, Hypocreaceae.
AUGAUCCGCUGCUGGCGACCAGGUCCUGCUCUGUUGCCGGUCACUCGGCAGCCCCGGUUCUUGAGCUCUUCGCUUGUAGGGCGAGCCUGUUAUUCGGAUCGAAUCAAAGUGUCUCUGCCGCAUCAAAAGACGGAUCGCUAUACCACCAAAGCGGGCAACGCGACUUCUGCGACAUCCCCGCCACGGUCGAUUUGGCGUCUCUCCUUCUGGAAAUGCCGCCACACCUGGAGGCGAGCGGGAGUCAACACGCUGCGUUGCCUGGUGGGCUGUACGGUUGGUGACUUUUCAGCGCUGUGGAUGCUACAAACCUAUUACCCAGAACUCGGGAUGACCACAAUCAUGGGUGCAUCCAUGGUAUCUGGUAUCACGACUUCAAUCAUUCUGGAAAGCAUUCUACUCCGACGCGGCGCAGACCAACUUUCUUGGCCUAUGGCCGUCCGUACUGCUAUGGGCAUGAGUAUGAUAUCGAUGAUGGCGAUGGAGGCAGCAGAGAACAUUGUCGACUACCAUCUAACGGGUGGCGUAGUGGCCUUGGGCGAUCCAAAUUUCUGGAUGGCAGCGGUCUUGUCUAUAGCCGCCGGAUAUCUCGUUCCACUGCCAUACAAUUACCUGCGCUUAAAAAAGUAUGGGAAGGCUUGUCACUGA